CUCAUAAAAAUUGAAUUCCUUUAGAACCUCUGGAAUCUGGAACCUCUCAUAUGUGAUACGCAAAGCUCGAAUUGCAGAAGCUCGUUCCAGUUGUAAAUGAGUGGCAAAAGUGCUUUGUCAAACGUAAAUAUGCCAUACCUUAAUCACAAGCAUGUUAUCACACAAGAACUUGAUGAGCCCUAUAGUGAUACUACCUCUGAUGAUUAUGAUGGGGAGGAUGAUGGUAGCAGUGUUGAUACUGACCACGACGUUGAUGUUGACAAUACUGGAAAUAAAGAAACAAUGUGGCUUGGUUUUGUUGAAAAGCCAGAGAAUAGGUCAUCGCUUCUUCGCCAUUCGUUUCCCAGCAAGGCUGGUGGAACACCGGCAUGGUUAGACCCACUUCAUUUGCCAACAGGAAAGUCAUAUCUUUGUGACUUUUGUGAAGAGCCUCUACAAUUUGUUCUUCAGGUUUAUGCACCAAUCAAUAUCGAAUCUGCCCAACAUCGAAUGUUUUUUGUUUUUAUGUGUCCAUCAAUGACUUGUCUACGUAAAGAUCAACCUGAACAACUGAAAAAGGCUAAUGAGGCAAGGUCUCGAAGUGUGAAAGUGUUUCGUUGCCAACUGCCUCUCUUAAAUCCUUUCUACAAAUUGAAGAACCAUCAUAACAAUGGGAGUACUAGUCACUCACAGCUUGAAGCUCCACUUUGUUCAUGGUGUGGUACAUGGAAAGGAAAUCAAUUAUGUAGUGGCUGUCGAAGGGUGUGCUACUGCUCCAAGAAACAUCAGAUUCUCCACUGGCGUUCACAUCAUAAAGAUGAUUGCAAUCAGUUGUCCAAUUCUAGUUUGCAUAAUGGUAAAUCUACCUUAGCAAAGAUAGAAAGAGCUAGCAAUUCUUUGUGGCAUGAAUACGAGAUUGUAUUUGGAAGGCGCAAAUUCGCAACACAAGUCUCCGAGUGUGGUAGUUCACUAUUCUCCGAGUGUAAUGAAACUGGUAAUUCACUAAUGUCCAUUCAAGGAAUGGAUGGAAAUAUGAAGUCAACAUUAGAAGACUUAGAUGUUGACAAUGAGAAGAAGAGUUUGGCCUCUUUUGCAAAGCACAUAAGCGAGGAUCCUGCCCAAGUAUUGAGGUGUUGGGUAAGUGAUGGUAAACCCUUAUGGCCAGAGUCACACAGAAGUCCAUCAACAGCAAACAUUCCUCAGUGUGCCUACUGUAAUGGCUCCCUAAGAUUUGAAUUUCAGAUAAUGCCACAGCUGCUUUAUUAUUUUGGUGUUGAGAAUGAGGUUGAUUCCCUAGAUUGGGCUACUAUUGCUAUCUACACAUGCAACUCGUCUUGUGACUCUAAUGUUGCUUAUAUGGAAGAGUUUCCUUUGGUUCAACUUUAUUCAUGAAUGAAUCAUGAUGUACUUUAGUUUUUCUUGAUAUUUUUAAAACCAACAUUUGAUUGGCACAAAGUAAUUCCAAGGUAAUAGUCCCUUUCCCUUGUGCUCUUUAAAUGUGAACGUGAUAAUAUGAUUAAUAUUCAAUGCAUAUCCUACUUACAUCAUGUAUUGUAAGCUUUAGGACUCAAA
This is a messenger RNA of Beta vulgaris subsp. vulgaris (sugar beet), 1551 nucleotides long. RefSeq lists its product as uncharacterized. The transcript has 11 exons. The coding region runs from base 97 to 1371 and encodes 424 amino acids. Lineage: Eukaryota; Viridiplantae; Streptophyta; Magnoliopsida; Caryophyllales; Amaranthaceae. The record is from RefSeq and is a predicted model, not a curated record. Gene Ontology annotation, cellular component: cytoplasm.